UGAGAAGCUGUCCCUUGCGCUCGUUCCCCUGUCGCACCAAGUGGUGCAUGUCGACACCUGCUGGUCAUUUAGUGGUAAUGCAUGUACAGUACACCACAGAUCUAUCCAUGCAUCCAUCUAUCCAGCUAUCUACCUCUUCUAUUUUCCCUUAUUCUUUUUCCCCUUAUUUGUCUUCCUUCACUCGUUUCUCUGUCUUUAGCUAACAUAUGAACCGACCCUCUAUACUGUCUAUUAAUUGUCUGUCUAUUUCAGAGAUGCAUGAUGGGAAGACAGACAUAAACUGCCUUUAACUAUCUAAUUGUUCAAUCAGAAUUUCAGGUCAGAUAUAAAGUCUGUGGCUACAGAGCAGAACAACUACACUAUGAAUCAUGUGAGUAAUUUACGUCUACACUUGCGAAUUCAAAUCAGUGCAGUUCACCACUCAAAGGAUCCUGUGUGUCCAAUGGCCCUGACUUUUAUGUUGGGCCAGGCCUAAAUACUUGAUUUAAAUAACCUACACCUCAACUAACUACAACUAUAAAAUGCAUUGAUUCCUCAGUAUUAACAAAGUCAGAUAUGACGUAUAAGUAAAGUGCAACCUGCUGAUUAAACUUGUGUCCUUGGGCGUUUAUUUAGCUGCAUUCUGUGUUUUACUUCCACGGAAGUGUUUUGUGUUAUGCAGUGAUUGUUGUCUCAUCAUGGGCAGACGGAGGAAAAUUCCAAACAACUUAGUUGUGUGGCAAGUAUCAUCCGGAAUUUCAUGCAGUACCUUCAAUCGAAAUUAUGUCAUGGGUUGAUUUUUAUCACAAGACUGUUUAUCACCUGACUUACAGAAGGUUUUCUGUGGAGUUAGGGGGACAUGACAUUAUAAACACCAUGAUACAGUAUGAAUGGGUCUUCUGUCUCAUUUAUAGCUGUUAAUUCUAAAGUAAUAUCUAGUCUAACUGGUCUAACCUCGCCUGAUUUUACGACUACAACUAUCAAUCAGGCUAUUUUGAUGAUCGAUAAAUUGGCCGAUAAGGUUCUUAACUUUUACACUGCUGUGUGGUUAUCUUCAGUAUCAAUAUUAAUACCGACCGGUUAUAUAUAAUCAAUUUUUAUUCUUUUGAUCAUCCAUAAUUUAUAACCAUAUGGUCACCAGACACAAUGACGUCAGUGGUGUCUGACUCGCGCGGAGGGGGAAGGAGGAGGAGGGCGGGGGGCGCGAAAGAGGAAGAAAAAAAUAAAAAAGCCUGAACCAUCAUCCCGGAGCUGUCGGAGCGGGGUCACGAACUAUGACCUUUAACAGAAGAAAACCAAAACAAACAUUUUAUAAAAUAGAGGAACGUCCUAAAUACGCGGCCGCCGUGCCCCGGAGGUAAGUCUCAAUCCCGGGCUGAAAAGCGCACAAAGCCCUCGGAGAUACUGGAUCAUAAAACAGCGAAGCUAAUCUCCGAGUUAGCUUGUUAGCUAUAGCCGCUGCGGAGCUCCCUUCCUGCCCCCGUCUACGGCAACUCGGGACCCGGGCACGGACGCUGGGCUCAGCGAGGCUAACGCGGAUGUCCUUUACAGACAGUUAAUCUAAUUGUUAACACGUGGCAGCCCCGUGCACAUAACCCGAGCUAAUCCCGGUGUGACAGCGGGCGAGAGACGGGUAGAGUUGGCUCCUGGCGCAGGCUAACUGUAUGAAGCUAGCGUCAGCUAACGCAGCUAGCAGGGGAAAAGAUGGAGUCGCUGCAGAUGAACUCGACCCUUUUACCUUUGCCACAGGACGGGGACAGGACAGGCUGGAGACAACCAUGACUUUUAUUUACCCCAGCUGUAUUUUCUAAAUGUACCAGCGGCGCUUUCAGAGUCGUGCACUGCAAUGUCUGUAACGAAAAUGUCACUAAUAUAUAUAUUUAUCAUAAGGAUUCGUCUCCUGUGUUAUUGGCUGUCUGCCACAUUCUCCAUUUUGUUCUGUGUGAUGUGUUUGGGGAAAGUGGUUAUUUUGAUGGACAUGGUGUUGAGCCAAUCAGUGAACAACGUGAAGAGGCAAUCUGCUUCCCUCUGCAGACACAUGAGUCACUAAUGCUGUCGGUGUCUGGGUUAUUAUGACCCCGACACCUGGAGGGUGUAAGGAGGCAAUCGAUAGAAGGGCAAAGUUGUAUAAGGACUGAAAAGAUUAGAUGAUUAUCUGAUUAGGUGAGCAACAGAAAAAUAGUGUCUAGAAAACAGUCAAAUGAAGAUGCAAGUAUAUAUUGUCUAGCCUAUAUUCACAAAUCCCAAUUUGUCUCAUAGGGUCUUACAAGGUGGGACAUCCUCUGUCCUUAACCCUCAUCAGGGGCGAGGACAAGCUACUAAAAAACAAGAUUAACAGGGGGAAAACAUAGAAUCUGAAAGAGAGAAAGACAAAUGUGAGGGAUCCCUCUUCAGUGUAAUAUAUGUGGUGUGUAACUGAACACAUCAUCUUAAUAACAGUUUUUACAACACUGAUUAGAAGAACCAGUUUGUAACAUAAUGUAAAAGUAUGUCAAUGUUUAAAGUAUUUGUACAUAAGAAAGUGUAUUUUAUAGAGAAGAAGGGAGCAGCAAUGAAGAAUAUAAAUUAAUUGAGUGUAUUGUACUGUAUGUGAAAGCAGUCAGGUGGAUACUAAUUUCUUUGCCCUUUUUAAAUAUUUAAAAAAAUCAAACAUAAAAAUAAUCAGACUAAUGUCAAUAAUUGUCAGCUGCUACCUGUGAUGCUGUCCCCAAAGUAAGAUGCCAAAACACUGUGUAGUUGAUAAACAGGUUUUCUAAUUCCAAACUGUGUCGGGGAGAUUUGACAAUGUCCAACAUGAGUUGUCGUAUACGUUUCAAAUGAAUUGGAAAAGGACAUAUGUUGUUUGGGCAAAUUGUGAUGUUUUGUGACAGGACCCGAGCAAAGACACAACUGCUGCAUCAUAGACUCCGAAGGAGAAAUUAAGAAUGGCACCUUUAAUAAGCACCUCAAGGUUUAAAAAAUAUCAGGUCAAAAACUUUAGUUUAAAAAAAAUGAAUCCAGGAUGUGUUUCUCCUAAAACAUCAUCCAGUGGCCUGGGAGCAAAAAAAAAUAAUAUUUUUGGUGAUUCAACUUAAACUUUUGUAACAGCUAAUAAUGCUGAUAUAUUAUCUUUUAUUGUGGAUUGUUAACUGUUCAGAUAAAUAUGAGAAGCAUUUAUUUAUGACCUACAUUAAAAUUAGGAUCCAAGACUCAUACAAUCACAGUUCCAGAGGUUUCUCAUAUGACAAAAUACAGCAAGCCAACCUUCAUCUAGUCAGUGUGGCCCAAAACGUUUGAUUAUUUGAAACAGAAAGACCCAAGACUAAAUGUUCUGCUUGCAGUAAUCUGGUUUAAGAGAAAUUUAAUCAGCAUGAAGUGACAUUCAGACAAGCAGACCUGGUUUGUUACCUUGUUUCCUGUACAGUGGAAGCAGAGGGAGUGGGAAAAGCAGCUGUGGUGUUAGAUGUAGGGAAAGUAGAAGAUGAUACUUCUCUCUGGGGCGGACAUCUGGUGUCCACCUGCGUUACCGGGUGCAGUGCAGUCUGGUUGUCACCCGUCAGCGUUUUCUAUUCCUCACUGAAACAUAAAUCUCAUGUUCAGGUCACACUCUGAGGUCGACGACUCAGCUUGUGAUGAUUAUCACUGGUGUCAUGUCAAGACUGGAUUUGUCAAACGCAUUUUGUUCAAGGUUUCUGGUCUUGUAGAAUAUUACAUUAAAGAACGUAUAAAUAUUUUUUGUGUCUAUGAUAUUCAAGCAUUACCUUUUUUCUUCUGAAAAUGUCCCAGCGAUAUUCAGCUCUCCUGUGUCGGUUUUGUCCCUUCGUGGCUGAUUAAUGUCUGUGGCGUCUUUCCAAACAGACCUCACUAAUGACCUUACAUCAUCAUGACAACGGGCCUGAAUCUGCUCUCUCAGCAGAAAGUGGAUUCUGAGCAGUGAGCACCAGGCAGAGGCGUCCUCCUCUCCAUCAGACUCAGUGAUGAGUGAGUCUCCGCAGCGCUUUCAGGUCAUCUCUACUGAGCCUGCAACAACACCACAGCGAAUACAGAUUGUAACUGACCAGCAGACCGGUCAGAAGAUCCAGAUAGUAACAGCGAUGAACCCGUCCAAUGCUCCCAAGCAGCAGUUCAUUCUCACCACGGCUGACAGCUCAGGGGCAGGCAAGGUUAUCCUGGCCUCAUCAGACAGUCACAACACUAAGCAGCUCAUCUUCACUGCUGCCGACAACCUGAUGCCAGGAAGAAUUCAGAUUGUCACAGAUCCAGUGUCAAUGGAACGGUUGUUAGGGCAGUCAGGGGACUUGAGCCGAUCACAGCCCGUAGAGUACUGUUUGGUGUGUGGGGACAAGGCUUCAGGGCGUCACUACGGAGCCGUCAGUUGUGAGGGAUGUAAAGGCUUCUUCAAGAGGAGCGUGAGGAAGAACUUGUCCUACAGCUGCCGCAGCAAACAGGACUGCAUCAUCAACAAACACCACCGCAAUCGCUGCCAGUUCUGUCGGUUGAGCAAAUGCCUUAAGAUGGGGAUGAAGACUGACUCUGUUCAGAGUGAGAGAAAACCCAUCGAUGUAGUGCCCAGAGAGAAACAUGCCAACUGUGCUGCCUCCACCCAGAAGAUCUACAUUCGUAAGGACCUAAACAGUCCGCUCAUCGCCACGCCAACCUUUAUCUCAGAUUCAGAGACAGACGGCUCCAGAUCCAGCCUGCUGGACCAGGGUAUGCUGGUGAACAUCCAGCAGCCUGUCAUCCAAAGUGAUGGAACUUUGUUGCUGGCCACUGACUCAAAGAUGGAUUCUGGGCAGGGGGACUUGGGGACACUAGCCAAUGUGGUGACGUCCCUGGCCAACCUGAGUGACUCAUUGAAAGAAAAUCUAAACAAUGGGGACACCUCAGACAGUCAACAAGAGUUGCAAUCUGCCAGCGAGAUAACACGUGCCUUCGACACCCUGGCCAAAGUCUUCAACCCACCUGAAAUACGGGUCGACCACAGUCUGACAGAGAAAUUGCAGUGUGUUGGUGGAACAACAAUCCAGCUGAUUGGUCGAGACCAGGGGACCCCAAUCAUUGAGGUGGAGGGACCACUGCUCACUGACGGCCAUGUUGGCUUCAAGCUGAGCAUGCCCAGCCCCAUACCUGAGUAUCUGAAUGUACACUACAUCUGUGAAUCAGCAUCCAGGCUUCUCUUUCUAUCCAUGCACUGGGCGCGCUCCAUCCCUGCCUUCUCAGCUCUGGGUCAGGAGGCAAACACCAGUCUGGUGCGAGCCUGCUGGAAUGAGCUGUUCACUCUGGGUCUUGCUCAGUGCGCUCACGUGAUGAACCUGUCGACCAUCCUCACUGCCAUCGUCAACCACCUUCAGAGCAGCAUCCAGGAAGACAAACUUUCAGGGGACAGGGUGAAGCAGGUGAUGGAGCAUAUCUGGAAGUUCCAGGAGUUCUGUAACAGCAUGACGAGAUUGGACACCGACAGCUAUGAAUAUGCCUACCUGAAGGCUAUAGUGCUGUUCAGCCCUGAUCACCCAGGUGUGGACAGCAGUGGGCAGAUUGAGAAGUUCCAGGAGAGGGCGCUGAUGGAGCUGCAGGACUAUGAGCAGAAAACCUAUCCUGAUGACAUGUACAGGAUGACCCGUAUCCUGACUCGUCUCCCUGCCCUGCGCCUCAUGAACUCGAGUAUCACAGAGGAGCUCUUCUUCACUGGCCUGAUAGGUAACGUCUCCAUUGACAGUAUAAUUCCCUACAUCCUCAAGAUGGAGACGGCUGAAUAUAACAGCCAGGACUCUGAUACCGCAGAAUAACAUCCCACUGCUCCAGGACCCAGAACUGUCGAUUUAAAGAUGGUACUCUCUUUGUCUCUCAGAGGGUUUAUUUUUUAACCCUGAUCUAACAUGCUGCAGCAGCUCCUUGCUUUCUAGUGAUGCAAAGUGAAAAGUCAUUCAGGAAUCCCUGAUAGAUUAGGACAACCUGGCACUGGGAUGACACCUGGAUUCUUCUCUGGAGCCGACACUGUGUGGGUAUCUGGAGUUUCUGGCCUAAAUUCAGCCACACUGAAUUAAUUUCAAAAGAAAUUCUCCCCAGCUGGAGCGGUGCUCAUUUCCUGCAACAUCUUUAUAGCACUUAAAGCUUGUUACGUAUGAACUUUACUCUUCGACCUAAGCCAUUCAAUUGGUUUUAUCUAAGCCUUACUAUGCUUUCAUGAUGAUUAAAUAUAUCAUCUGCAGAUAUAAGGCGAGAUAUAUAAAUGACCCAGAUUCUAAAGAUCUUAGAUGGAAUUUGACAUGUAGAAUUGAAUUUUCACGUGUUUAAAAACUCUAGUCUCUAAGAUUAUCGUAAAUCUGAGUAUUUUCUUUUCGAAUGUACUUUAAAGUAGCAAAGUAUUUAUUUAUUUUGGAUUUCCUGAACAUUGGUACAGUAUAAUCUUGUAUAAUUAAUGACUGUGAUGUUCAAUUGAGAAUUCAGACUUUGAAAAAGAUUAAGUGUGACUUAUUUGAAUUUUUCUUGACAUUCACAAAAGAACAGAUCUUCACUUUCAACAUUAAUUGAAAUAAUCGUUGGGAUUAUUUCAAUCAGGUAUAUGAGGAAACUCAAACCUCAGUCAUUAAUUUAAAUAAUGUUUUUGCAAAGUAUUCAUCAUUGAGCUAACGCAUGGCUCAAUACAAUGUGACAAUACAAAUUUUAUUUCCUCUUUCAGUUUUAAUUUACAUUCUCAAAAUCACAAAUUCCCAGAUUAAGUUCUCCUUGGUUUACAUUGAAUGACAGCCCAGAGUUUCGGUGAGAGAGAGUUGUUAUGUUAAGGUACAUUUGUUCAUGAUUACGUUUCUUAAACUUUCUUUACUUAGCCGUGCAUCACCUCAUCGCUUGUCCUUCUACGACAAUCAUAUCUGUUGUUUCCUUCUGAUGCAUCAGUGUCACAACUGUCUGCAUUUAAUAUGCAUAUUUAUCAGUGGCAAAUAUUUCUUUUAAGUCCUUACCUUGAAGAUGUUUGGUUCAGAAAUGUUUCUUAUGUUCUAUGAUGCUUUCUUUGUUUUCUGCUAAGUGCACAUUAAUCAGCUUCUGUGGCGUUCCACUGCUUUCAUGCUGACUAAAACUUUGUCAUCUCCUGUUUUCUAAAGACUUUUAUUUGUUGUAAACAAAUUUGCUAGUUGCAUACUAAGUGUACUUAAAGUACUUUUGGGCAGGUUUCCCUGGUAAAAAAAAAGGAAGAAUAGUGAAUGGAUCUUCUGGGAAGCCAAUCUCCAGUGUCAGUGUUUCCCUUGCAUCGACUGGGGAGAGAACCUCUGUGGCGAUGUCACCAGAUAACUUGCAUUUAAAAAAUGCUGAUAUUUUGUCCUAACUUUCAGACGGUUGGGAUGUAUUGAUCCUAAUUCUAAGAAAGAUUUAUUGCACUUGUUGGAAAGUUUUUAUUGUAUUCAUCAAAGUAAAUUGUCAAAACGUGAGCGAAGAGAAAUGUGACUUUAAAUCAGACUCAAUGAGCUGAAAUUAAAAGAGUGUACUUCAAUUAGGUAAAAUAAAUGUAUUCGAUUUUUAAACAAAUUUUCCUCUCUUUUUCAAUCCAUUUUUUGGGGGUCUGUCUGCCCUCUCAAGGUAAUGUUAUGGGAAACACUGAAUGUCUUGAAGACCAUCUGGGAUCAUUGGUUUACCCACUUGUGUAACGGUUCAGAAGAAAGAACCACAGCAACAUGAAUGAUGAUGUGGAUAUAAAGAAGAUAAUUAUUAUGUCUCGUGAAAUUAAUGUCGGUUGUAAUGUCGGUUGUAAUAAUCGGGUUAAAAACCCUUUCAGACUGUUUGUAAAAGACACUGGCGUGAAAUUAACUUUUUUUCAUGUAAUUUCAUUAAAAUGAGUGCAUGUUGUUUUUAAGCCGGGUUUUAUAAUGUUGUGGCUGAUUGCCCUAAUAAAGGAGCAUUGUUAUGAUUUUUUAUGGUGCUUUGCAGUGUAUGACAAAGUUGCUUAUGUGCAUUUUAUUAAAUGCUGUAUAAGAAAUAUUGAUUUAAAUGUUGUGGCUUUACAGUGUCAACCAUGAGCAGCUCCCACAUUAGAGGGUAUUAGUGCAUUUUUCUUCACCUUUGUGGAUUGAGCAUCCCAUGGUUAAAGUUUUAUACUGUGUUAAAUGUCGUUUUUUUUUUCUCUAUUAUUUUUGCUCAUGUAAAAUGUACGUCUUCAAACAAGAGAUUGUGAAAUUCAGAUAUUCAUGUUUUCUUCUCUCACAACCCUACAUUUCUACCUCACACCAAUGCAGAUGUAAGACAAAAUGUAUUAACGACUGAGUUCCUGUAUCAGCAUUCCAGUCUCUGGGGCCGGCUUCUCUGAACCCACGUAUUAUAAAAAUAAAUAAACAAUUAUUCAUCAAA
Molecule: messenger RNA, 8295 nt
Organism: Platichthys flesus (European flounder)
Lineage: Eukaryota; Metazoa; Chordata; Actinopteri; Pleuronectiformes; Pleuronectidae
Gene: nr2c2
Product: nuclear receptor subfamily 2, group C, member 2
Exons: 14
Coding region: 3936-5744 (602 amino acids)
Biological process (GO): positive regulation of transcription by RNA polymerase II; anatomical structure development; positive regulation of embryonic development
Molecular function (GO): nuclear receptor activity; zinc ion binding; RNA polymerase II cis-regulatory region sequence-specific DNA binding
Source: RefSeq, a predicted model, not a curated record